CGCCUUUCCACGUAAGUCCCUCCCUCCGGUCGGCGCAAUGCGACAAGUGGUUUACCACUCCGACAAAGGAGGGCAGGGACUUAGCUAAGUUAGGGUUUUCCUACGUAGUCAUCCUUAUCAAGAGCCGAUAUCUCUUUUGACUUGACUCUCGCCUACAUACACAAACCCAUCCUUCGAGCAGGGACCAAAGAACCGACAAGCAUUGCACCUCAUGGUUGAGUCUGGGUCGAUCAUCUUGGGAGUGGUGGCGAUUCUCUCGGCGCUAUUCCGGGCGUUUUUGAAGCCCAAGUUCGACCAAGCAGGUAUCUUUAGGACCGGGACAAAUCGUAACAACGAGCAUUGUUCGACGAUAGGCUUGGAGGCAUGUGAGGACAUAUGGGUCGAUCAACCGACAGGGUUGGCUUAUUUGGCAUGCAGCAGUCGCACACAGCGGGCGUUUUGGGAAACGGGAGUGGGAAUACUAGAAGCAGAAAAAUUACCACCUCGCUCGCUUGAUCAUAUCACAAUCCUAGACCUCAAAACCCACGAGCACCGAAAAGUCGAACUGGUCAACUUACCACCCCACAUAGUAAAGAACGGUAUUUACGUGCAUGGUAUCGACCUGGUUGUUACUCCGAGUGAUCCAACCGAUAGCAGCGCUGCAAACCAAAUGCCGCUUUCGGAUGGCGCAGCCGGCGAUCAGCUAGGCUCAAGACGAGCUACCAUAUACCUCAUCAACCAUCGACCUCCCUCGGACAGGAAGUCGGCCCCUUUGAUCGGCGCUCAAAGCGUGAUCGAGGUUUUCGAUACCGUGUUGGGCGACUCUAAGGCAACACACACCACAACGAUCGAACAUGGUCUCAUCUUAACUCCUAACAAUCUUGUGGGUAUUAGUGAGACGAGCUUCUAUGUUACAAAUGACCAUAGUUCCAAAACCGGUUGGACCCGGCGUUUGGAGCCGUUUUUCACAGAUUCAGAGAUUGAUAGCAUUAUAUUUUGUUCGUUCCAAGACGAGCUGAACUGUUUGCCUGCAGUAAGCGGUAAACAUCCGCACCCCAAUGGAAUUGCUAAGGGGCCCGGGGAUUCGUUGUACAUGGUCACCACUUUCGAUCCUUAUCUGAGAGUGUAUGAAAUGCAAGCCGACUACACUCUAGCCCUAACAGACGAACUCAAAUUACCCAGAGUAGUGGACAAUAUUUAUGUGACCCCCAAAGGAUCAAUCUUUAUGGCUGGAAUACCAUCACUCUAUAGGUUCAAGAAACGUCUGUUGGGGAUGCAAGAAGGCAACUUUGAUAUACUGUCUCCCUCUGAUGUUUGGAAAGUCUCGAAUGAAACAAGCUCUGAUGCAUUUUACGGUGGAAGAUUGAAGGUAGAACAGGUCCUAGCAGAUGAUGGAAAUAAAAUCAAUGGAAACACGGGUGUGGCUGUUUGGGAUUCAAAGCUGUAUCUGACCGGCCUUACAAGUCCAUAUAUAUCAGUAUGUAAAAUUGAUGAGGAAUUGGCUCAGUGAAUGAUGUGAAACCUUUCUCCUUUUUUCUCUCUUGCUUGCUUGUAAACGUCUGUUUUGAUUGUGUCACACCAGCUGAAAACCUCAACCCCUCUGGGAUCUGUGGAAGAUAUUUUAGAAAAAUUGCAAACACACACAAAUACGUCAGAAGGAAUGA
Messenger RNA from Puccinia graminis f. sp. tritici CRL 75-36-700-3, 1643 nucleotides. RefSeq lists its product as uncharacterized. NCBI's taxonomy places the organism in Eukaryota, Fungi, Basidiomycota, Pucciniomycetes, Pucciniales, Pucciniaceae. The record is from RefSeq and is a predicted model, not a curated record. The transcript has 10 exons. The coding region runs from base 212 to 1489 and encodes 425 amino acids.